AUGGAUUCCGCUGCCUCCAGCCCACGACCAACCAUUCCCCCAAGCCAAAGGAGAAGUUCACUCCUUGAGCUUUCCAAAAUGCUCCGGGAGCUGGCCGAGAUGCAGGUCAAGCCAGAAACGGAGGAUGUAGAGAGCGUGCCCGAGUUUCGCGACCUUAUUCAUCAGCUCUGCCAAGAGGAACCAGCCGUUGCGCAAGCUAUCGCUGCAGCAAUACGAGAAAACAUUCCAGACCCGUCUCCUCGCUUACCCUUGAAUCGAAAACGCGGACAGGAUCCGUCUUAUCGGCCGAGUCACGCGGUGCGAUCAGUUCCAAGGAAGAGGCAAUGUACCGACGAAGAAAAGGUUGUCGAUGAGCCCAUGACUCCAGAGAGUCGAAUUCUCGAGAGCGAAAGUCCGGAAACCGGAGAUGUUAUGAUCCGUGUUGACACCGCUGGACUCAGGCCCGUGCCUAAGCGUGAGAGCAAACCAGACAUUCAGUCAACGACGCUUGCCAUGGAUAAAGAGACAGCCGCCAAAAGCAACCACAGCAUAAUACCAAUAAACACCACUAUGCAGCGAACAGAGUCGUCACCCGUGUCCGAACAGGAUCCCGCCGAGUCCUUCCUGGAUACGGUCCACCAGAUAGUCGACAUCGUCCACCUGCUCAACAAACAUCAAACUGAUCUACCACGCACCGUUCAUCGAAAGAUCCUGCAAAGUCUUCACACCGCCCAGGAACCGAUCAUGAACUCAACUGCCCAUCAAUGGUCGGACGGGAGGAUGUGGAUGGAGGUGCUGGAGAGGGGGUCUGCCACAAAUCGGCGGUGUUCCGUACUCAACAUGCUGGAAUAUAUGGGCGCCUCGAAGUGGUACGACAGUCAGAUCGAAUAUGCCAAGCGCACAGUCUAUACCACCGAGAACAAACCUGUGGGUGAGAAGGGAGCGGCAACAUAUGUGCUGGACCGCAUCACCCGGGAGCAUAGCUUGCUGAGUAGAAAGACCAUUACCAACCAGUGCUCCAGGGGGAAGAGAUUACGCGAGCUUGUCGAAAAGGUCGGGCUAGGGAUUCUGAUUAGCCCCAAGAUUUGGGAGUAUACAAAGAGAAAGGGACCUCAGUUCAACCAGCUAGUCCACGACUUCAUAGCAGAUACACAACGAUUGGCACUGUUUCGAAUCCUUACUCCACAGGUGGAACAACUGGUCCACAAAGGCUGCACAGAUCCGGAAGCGUUGUACGGAGCUUUGAGAGAGAGCAAUAUCAUCUCUGUGGACGAAUUGCAAGAGAUAAAAGCAAAACAUCAAUCAGAAUCUGGCUCUACUUCUGCACUCACAUUAAAUAAGGCAGUAGACCGACUCACCAGUCAGGUCAGCACUCAAGUGUUCAAUAAGCGAAAACUGGAUGCAAAUGACACGGUUUCAAUCAAUGGAAGUGCAGAGCUCUCGAUCGAUUUAUUCACGCGACUCCGGGCAGGGGAGUGGCUCGAUUCUUGGGCCCUCAUGGCAGCCAUGCAUAUCUCAGACCGGCCAGAUUAUGUCAGAUUCGGCGAGAGUAUUCCAUUAGACAGCAUCGGAAGACACGGCCAGAUGCGAUCAACCAAGCGGCCUUUUCAGGCUUGGGUGAAAAAGAUCACGAUGUUCCGUAGAGAAGCACAAGAUACCACGCCUCUCAUAUUCUACUGUCCCAUCAACCACAACAAUUCACAUUUUACGCUGCUUGAGGUCAACGACGGUGAAAAAGCCAUUCGACAUUACGAUUCACAAGCACCACUGACCGCUAGAAAUGGCACAAAGAAGACAAGGGUUGCGGCUCUGGUCGAGGACGAAUUCAGUGAUCUAGGAUACACAUAUAUUGAAGCGCCGACACCGCAGCAGCGUGAUGGCUGGAGUUGUGGCACACGAGUGGUCUGGAACUUCAGACGACUAGCCAACGGAAUUGAAAUUGGAUCAUGGGAUACCGUGCUGAGCUCGGAGGAUAUGAACAUGGAUAUUGUAAGCGGGCUUGCGGCUUGUGUUGAGUCGAACGUCGUGCGAAAGUAUAGCCGAAACCAUAAACGCGAAAUGAAUAUGUUAGUUACCUAA
Molecule: messenger RNA, 2058 nt
Organism: Talaromyces marneffei
Lineage: Eukaryota; Fungi; Ascomycota; Eurotiomycetes; Eurotiales; Trichocomaceae
Exons: 6
Coding region: 1-2058 (685 amino acids)
Biological process (GO): proteolysis
Molecular function (GO): cysteine-type peptidase activity
Source: RefSeq, a predicted model, not a curated record